Messenger RNA from Sphenostylis stenocarpa, 1251 nucleotides. NCBI's taxonomy places the organism in Eukaryota, Viridiplantae, Streptophyta, Magnoliopsida, Fabales, Fabaceae. The record is from the annotation of a GenBank genome assembly.
AUGCAUCGCCCAGAAACUACGUCGAAUCGGCGAAACGACGUCGUCGCGCUUCUAGGAAUCGCCGAACGACGCCGUCGUCGCGCUUCCAGGAAUCGCAAAACGACGUCGUCGCGCUUCCAGGAAUCGCGUAAACGACGCGACAUCGUCGCUUCCCGGAAUCGCAGAAACGACGCGCGCAUCGCGGCUUCCAGGAAUCACGAAACGACGCGCGAUCGCGCUUCCAGGAAUCGCAGAACGACGCACAUCGCGCUUCUUGGAAUCGCGAGAACGACGCACGUCACGCUUCCGGAAUCGCAGAAGCGACGCACGUCACGCUUCCAAGAAUCGCGAAACGACGCACGUCACGCUUACAAGAAUCGCGAAACGACGCACAAUCGUAGAAACGAAGCGCCGUCGCGCUUCCAAGAAUCGCAAAAUGACGCUUCCAGGAAUCGCGAGAACGACGCACGCCGCGCUUCCAGGAAUCACAUAAACGACGCGCGUCGCGCUUCCAGGAAUCACAGAAACGACGCGCGUCGCGCUUCCAGGAAUCGUAGAAACGACACGCAUCGCGCUUCCAAGAAUCGUAGAAACGACACGCAUCGCGCUUCCAGGAAUCGUAGAAACGACACGCAUCGCGCUUCCAGGAAUUGCAGAAACGACACAUAUUGCGCUUCCUGGAAUCGCAGAAACGACGCACAUUGUACUUCCUGGAAUUGCAGAAAUGACGCACAUUGUGCUUCCUGGAAUCGCAGAAACGACGCACAUUGCGCUUCCUGGAAUCGCAGAAACGACGCACAUUGCGCUUCCUGGAAUCGCAGAAACGACGCACAUUGUACUUCCUGGAAUCGCAGAAACGACGCACAUCGCGUUUCCAAGAAUCGCACAAACGACGCGCGUCACGCUACCAGGAAUCGCAAAAACGACACAUGUCGCGCUUCCAGGAAUCGCAUAAACGACGCACGUCGCACUUCCAGGAAUCGCAGAAACGACGCACGUCGCACUUCCAGGAAUCGCAGAAACGACGCGCAUUGCGCUUCCAGAAAUCGCAAAAACGACGCGCGUCGCGCUUCCAGGAAUCGAAAAAACGACGUGCGUCGCACUUCCAGGAAUCGCAAAAACGACGCGCGUCGCGUUUCCAAGAAUCGCAAAAACGACACGCGUCGUGUUUUCAGGAAUCGCAUAAACGACACGCGUCGCGCUUCCAGAAAUCACAUAAACAACGCACGUCACGCUUCUAACAAUCGUAUAAACGACGCGCGUCGCGCUUAG